Molecule: messenger RNA, 3228 nt
Organism: Leptonychotes weddellii (Weddell seal)
Lineage: Eukaryota; Metazoa; Chordata; Mammalia; Carnivora; Phocidae
Source: RefSeq, a predicted model, not a curated record
UAAUAUAAUUUAUAACAUUUUAAAAUUGAAACUAUAACACGCACACAGAAGUGCCUAAAUCUCCGCACAAUAUACUUGUGAUUAGCCCCAUUCUUUGAAGUAAAUAAACACAUCUGUCUGUAACUUCCCUUUCUCUUUCUACUGCAAAUAAAAGAGAUUCAGAAUCGCUCCCCCUCCUCAGCACGCUCUCCUCUGACCCUCACUCCCACUCACAAUGCCCUACAUUGAGAGUAUAGGAUGAGCAUUGAUUUUUUUUUCCCUCUCAGGUUUAUGGGGAUUUGCUCUCAGAGGGGACAGGGAAUCUGGGCUUUUCCAGAGCCCAGAGUAAUCAACCGCUGUGGUUCUGUCUGCUCUGUUGGCAGGAUGGUGGCAGGGAAGGCUGAGCCGGCCAUGCCAGGAAGGCUCUAUGUCCACCCCGAUUCUCCUGCCACUGGGGCCCACUGGAUGCGGCAGCUGGUCUCCUUCCAGAAGCUGAAGCUCACAAACAACCACCUGGACCCCUUUGGCCAUAUCAUCCUCAACUCCAUGCACAAGUACCAGCCACGGCUACACAUCGUGAAGGCUGAUGAGAACAACGCUUUCGGCUCCAAAAACACAGCCUUCUGCACCCAUGUGUUCCCAGAGACUUCCUUCAUCUCUGUGACCUCCUACCAGAAUCACAAGAUCACACAGCUGAAGAUUGAGAACAACCCUUUUGCCAAGGGAUUCCGGGGCAGUGACGAUAGUGACCUGCGUGUGGCCCGGUUGCAGAGCAAAGAAUAUCCUGUGAUCUCCAAAAGCAUCGUGAGGCAGAGGCUCGUCUCCACCCAGCUCUCCGCCAAGCCUGACGUCAGCCCCCUGCAUGGUGCCCACCAGACGCUCCAGCACUACCAGUAUGAGAAUGGGGCUCACGUGCAGUUUGCUGCAGCUGAGCCACAGGACCUUCCCCUCAACACCUUCCCGGCGCAGAGGGACUCAAGCCUCUUCUAUCACUGCCUGAAAAGACGAGCAGACAGUGCCCGCCAUCUGGACCUACCUUGCAAGCGAUCCUAUCUGGAAGCUCCCCCUGCAGUGGGAGAGGAUCAUUAUUUCCGUUCUCCCCCUCCCUACGACCAGCAGAUGCUGAGCCCCUCCUACUGCAGUGAGGUGACCCCAAGAGAAGCCUGUAUGUACUCAGGUUCGGGGCCCGAGAUUGCCGGGGUGUCUGGGGUGGACGACUUGCCCCCACCCCCCCUGAGCUGUAACAUGUGGACGUCAGUCUCCCCGUACACAAGCUACAGUGUUCAGACCAUGGAGACUGUGCCUUACCAGUCCUUCCCCGCCCACUUCACCGCCACCACUAUGAUGCCUCGGCUGCCCACUCUCUCGGCUCAGAGCUCCCAGCCGCCGGGAAACACGCACUUCAGCGUCUACAAUCAGCUCUCACAGGCUCAGGUCCGGGAGCGGGGGCCCGCCGCCUCCUUCCCGAGGGAGCGCGGCCUGCCCUCCGUGUGCGAGAGGAAGCCCCCCUCGCCACACCUGAAUGCUGCCAAUGAGUUUCUCUACUCUCAGAGCUUCUCCCUGUCCCGGGAGGCGUCCUUACAGUAUCAUUCAGGAAUGGGAACUGUGGAGAACUGGACUGAUGGAUGACUCCCAUGUGCGGAGACAGCCCCAGGACCAUGUCAAUCCAGUGUUAACCUCUGUGGGUGGCCUGCACUACCGAGAAACGCAGGAAGGUAUUUCAAAGGGUGGGGUGUCUGCGUGUAUAUGUGCGUGCGUGUGUGCGUGUGCGCGUGUGUGUGCGUGUGCGCGCGCGUGGGUGCGUGCGUGUGUGUGCGUGCGUGCGCACGUUUGGAGAGCAUCCGCCUUCCGACGUGCCGCUGAGGCCACGACAAGGGAAAGAACCGCAAUUAUCUAAGAAGUGACUUGGGCUGCAGGACCUGGGUCCACUGUUAGCUCACAUCUCUUGACAGGUGCAGGGACGGGACGGCAGUGGAGAGUUCAUGUGAGAUACUUAGAGGUUUUGAUAAUAUAAUCUUUGAUUCACUCAGGGGCCAGGUGGUGAGGUCUCUCUCAUAGGGAAGGUUGGGGGAAGACUCGAAUUGCUGGGGUGGGAGGGCUCUGUGCACAUCUUUGAGUUCCUGGCCUUCUGUUAGCAACGGAAGCUGGAAAUCUUGUCUGGGGAGCAGGGGGCCCACUCUCCUGGAGAUUCCGUGAGACGACCUGAGACAUGCUAAGCCACAAAGUGUGCUCUGAGAGUAGAGCUCACGGCUCAGUCAGUGGCCUGGAAAUUGAUCUCUGGAGUCCUGAGGUCUGAGGGAUGACUUUCAGAGAAGGUCAUGUGCUAAGUGCCACCUGAUGGGUAUUAAAAAUUUUUUUUUUCCUUCAAGAGGAGGGAAAAUGCAACCAAUAGCAUCUCUGUCAUCAUUCAGGUUUUCUUAUAUGGUACAAAGCCCUUCCCCUGAGCCCCCAACGUGCAGUUUCUCACUCUCUCUGGUGUACAAGACUCUCGGCCUCUCAGGCAUCAUCUGCAUCCUAUGACUGGCAAUUAUGAAACACACUUCACCUGGCAACGUCCCCAGGCGACCACACUGGAGCUGCUUGCCAGGCAGAGCCUGUUCUGCUCCCAGAAAAUCCUCGCCUCUGGAGCAAGAAAGCCCAACAGAAAUAAAAACAAGAAUCGAGAAAACAUUCAUUUCUUCCAGUACAUUUGGCCAGUGAGCUCAGAGGAGCGAGGAUAAUUCUCCAGUGAGGUGGAUCGUGUAGUCCCCAGCCCAGCUCUUUAGCAUUGAACAUCACCAGACCAUCCAUGUGGCUGGUGUGAACUCUGUAAUCAAAUUUGGGAAAUCACUAAACUCUUUGCAUGCUGAAUAGCUAUUUAUACAUUAUAUAAAUAAAUAAAUAAAUAUAUAUAUCUCUCUCUCUCUCUCACAAAUGCAGGCCACGUGUCAAAUUCAGCUUUGCUUUUUACAAACGAAUAAACUUAAUAAAAUGAACGCUGGAGGGGGUAUUUGGAAAGACAUCUAUUUAAAUUUUUAUUACACAUUUGAUGUUAAAAACUAAGAAUGGUUUAGAUAAAACAUAUAAAUAAAUAAUAUAUAUAUGUGUAUAUAUAUAUAUAUACAUAAACAGACACACACACACCACAGAUUAAACUUUAUUAGAAGACACAAUAGCCAACAGGGGAUAUGGAACUUCCAAGUGUUUUGUUAUAUAGCAUGGACAUUUUAUUUUACAUACCGGAACAUAAAGCCAUUUUACAACUGUGAA